This is a messenger RNA of Myotis daubentonii (Daubenton's bat), 1303 nucleotides long. It is a transcript of the gene HRK, whose product is annotated as harakiri, BCL2 interacting protein. Gene Ontology annotation, cellular component: mitochondrion. The record is from RefSeq and is a predicted model, not a curated record. Gene Ontology annotation, biological process: positive regulation of apoptotic process. Lineage: Eukaryota; Metazoa; Chordata; Mammalia; Chiroptera; Vespertilionidae.
GUCCAGGGGAGGCCCCCGGCGGCUGGAGCGCGGCGGAGGCAGGCGCAGAGGCCGGAGGCAGAGGAGGCGAGGGGCGGCCCGAGCUCGGGGAGGGAGCGAGGCGAGCGGUCAUGUGCCCGUGCCCCCUGCACCGCGGCCGCGGCCCCCCGGCCGUGUGCGCCUGCAGCGCGGGGCGCCUGGGUCUGCGCUCCUCCGCCGCGCAGCUCACGGCCGCCCGGCUCAAGGCGCUCGGCGACGAGCUGCACCAGCGCACCAUGUGGCGGCGCCGCGCGCGGAGCCGGAGGGCGCCGGCGCCCGGCGCGCUCCCCACCUACUGGCCCUGGCUGUGCGCGGCCGCGCAGGUGGCGGCGCUGGCGGCCUGGCUGCUCGGCAGACGGAACUUGUAGGAACGCGGGGCUUCUUGGUGGGGCCGGAGCCGAGACCCAGCCGGAGCAAGCAACAGGUUGGUGAAAACCCUGUGUCCUUGGAGAAAGCUGGUUCCUGUUUUCCUGAGGGGGAGCCCAGAGCUUAAAAGGCUGCGCGCGGCUGGCACUUCGAGAAGGAAGUGGGGAAUACAGACAGCGCCUGGAGCACGAGAGCAUCGCGGAAUGGGACUGGGGAAGCCCUUUGGGGAUCCAGCUGCAGAAAAGACACCCUAAUGCUAUUUACAUACAGCUCUCUCUCUAUAUAUAUAAAAAAGAAAAUAUGAAUAUUGCUACUCAGUGCAUGCCGUGUGGAGGACGUGGUCCCCUCCCUUCUCUGCACCUUCCGAUGUGAACUUGACUCUUUCGUGUCUGGGGCACCGGAAGAGAGAUGCCUCCUGUGUCCCGAGAAAAACUGCCAAGACUGGUGGGAAUUAGCCUCAGAGCCAACCCACCGCCUGGGGAGGGAUGCUGGUGGAGUCAGAGGUGACAUUGCAAAAGGCAAAAGAGAAAGGCAAUAUGUUUAUAAAAAAGUGCGGAGGACUGGAGGCCAGUGGGUAGGGGCGGUCUGGGAUACCUCCACUUCCAAGUCCUGACAAGUCCUAGCCCCUCUCUCUGUCCCUAAGAUAGAGAGCUAGCCCACUGUCUCAUCAGGACAGCUGGGGGUCCCCCUCUGCCUCUGGGGUCGCUGGUGCUUCGCCUGAACUUCGCUGGUGCUAAGCGUGUGUUCUCGCGGGUGCCGCCUGGGUUUUCUGUUGCCAGACCUGCGAGGCCAGGGGACAAGAGAGAUUUCUUUUUUGCUGUUUUGGAUUCUUCUUUUCUAAAAGGAUGAGGGGAGAGUGCAACGUGAGGGUCCCUUUCUCUUUGCAGGGACCAAUAUCCAGAGGUGUGUGGGGGCAAAC